AGUACAGAUGAAGUAUAAAUGAGCAGUAGGUUCUACAGUGAUGUAUCAGCAGCAUUACAACAAAUAGCAGACCCCAUAGAACCGAUGAUAAACGAUGCAAUGGAGGAACAUACUAGCAAUGGAGAAAGGUCCGGCGUGGUGGUCAUGUCUACUGUCGAGCUGCUAGUUGACGAGGUACACGAUCUGCCCCCUCAAAGUGCCAGUAACCUGGUGUUAUGCACUGUAAUAUGUGGAGGACACCAGAUCCGAACCAACAUGCAGGUCCCUGAAGCCGACUGCGUCAAGUUCAACAAGCGUUUGUCAAUAAACCUACCAAUCAAGAGAGCCCAGGAGGGUUUUUACACACCCGAGGCGCAGUACCUUAUCAUAGAUAUCUACAUCAGAUACAACGACAAGAGUAAAGCAGAUGAGUUUAUAGGACGAGUAAUGAGCCCCACCCUCUACCUGACCCCCAACAAGCAGUGUUUAGAGGGGUUUGGGGGUGCAACCCCCGGACGAGAUGUAACAAAUCAUCCUCGAUUGAAGUACCACGUUACUCUUACAUCUACCCCUUCAGAUUUUGUCGGUUGGACGGGAACCCAGGUGACUCCUUUCGAAAACAUGCAGUACAAGAUUAUAGUGAACGGAAAUGUUGUUGAUUUUCCCGGGUCAUUUGAAACAGUCGAGUUGUACGUUCCUGGAAUAGUUUCCGAGCUCUGUGAUGAGCUGUAUCAAUCCAAUGUUUAUCUCACAAAUUUUAGAUUGGUGGUGAUCCCCUUGAAAGAUGAACACAAAAGACUGGCAAACUGGACUACGUUCUCGAACAUAUUGGGCAUCACUAAAUCUUACGUUCAGACGGGCAGUAAGAAACAAUGCUGUUACACCAUUAAAUGUGCUGAUUGUAGAACGGUCAAGAUAUUUGUCCCAGACAUGUCGCGGAGACAAAAGUUUAAAAAGCACAUAGAGGACACCUUUAAUGUGGUUGGCAAACAGCAGGGUGAAGAUAAGCUGGUGAUGGAGAUGAAGACUCCCCCGAAACAGGAAAGGCCAAAAAGACACACAACUAUUUCAGCCUUCCUUUCAGCAGACAACAUUUGCUCAAGUGACGGGGAGGCAAACGAGGCGACGUCCCUUCAGGGUAUUUCAGACGAAGACGUGCUAGGAAACGAUUUGUAUUCUAAUAGAGGUGGAGGUGAAGGUGAAGGUGUUCCAGCUGAGCGGCUAUAUAACACAGAUGUGCACACGUUAAGACAAGUUGAGUUUCCAGAGGAUGGGUUUAGUGAGGACGACAUGUUUGACCUGCCCACCUUUAAAGUUACUGAUUUCUCUGACGGGGAAUCAGUGGAUAGUUUGGAUGUAUCAGAUGACCAACCUCGUACCAGAUUGUUUACUGGCACCAGUGUGUCCAGCUUUACAAGCUACCUCAGUGGUUAUGGGUCUUCCAGGGGAUCAAAAUCCAGUCAAAAGUCUGAGAACGAACCUGAUCAAAAAUCCCCCAAAAGAAAGAUCCACUCUCACUCUAAGAAACUGCAGAUGGAUGCCCUACGGUUGCGGAUACGAUACCACCACUACAACACUACGUUGAGUGCCCCCAGUCACUCCUUGUUGAAGCAGAUAUCAGUGGAGAAGAGGGCGGGGUUUACUCGGUAUAAUCUUGAUAAGGAGCACAAUCGACAGGGUGAUAUGAGAGGGUGGACGAAGGUGGACAACACGAACUACAGACAAUGCAAAUCCUAUCCUCCUUUGUUCUACGUACCGGUCCAAGCUGGCUCUUCCCUUGUUAGUGUCAUCAUGUUCCGGUCGAAAGGGAGGAUUCCGGCUCUUAGCUGGCUGAAUAACUCAGGAGCGAUUCUGAUGCGAAGUGCACAGCCACGAACAGGCAUCCUACAGAAAAACUGCAAAGAAGAUGAACUCUUUCUGGAAUCUGUGCAGACGCUCUCUAGAAAUAAAAGUGGGAAAGAGCUCCCUUUCAUGAUAUUCGAUGCAAGGUCUAAGAUCGCAGCUAGAGGAAACCAAAUGAAAGGAAAAGGAAUGGAAAACGUCGCCAACUACGAAAACACAAAACUAAACUUCCUUGACAUGGCCAAUAUCCACGCUAUCCGGGACAGCUUCGAGAAAGUCACUGCUAUGUGCAACGCUCCGAGCAACACCAAAUGGGAGACCCGCCUGGAGCAGUCUCAGUGGUUACUGCACGUGCAGAGUGUGGUGCGCGGCGCGUAUUUCGUGAGUCAGCACUUAGUGGCGGGUGGUGCGGCACUGGUGCACUGUUCGGACGGAUGGGAUAGAACGAGUCAGCUAACUUCACUGUCACUGUUACUAGUAGACCCUUACUAUCGUACAUAUUCCGGCUUCCAAGUACUUGUUGAGAGGGAGUGGCUGAGUUUUGGGCACAGGUUCCACGACAGACUGGGUAUGGCCCACCCCAGCCAGAAAUCUCCAAUAUUCCUCCUCUUCCUGGACGCAGUCCACCAGUUCUUAGUACAGUUCCCUGACGUGUUUGAGUUUACUCAGGAGUACCUGACUGUUUUGUGUGACCUGUUCAGCAGCGGCUGGACCACUACCUUCCUCAGGAACUGUCCUCAAGAGCGAUCCUCCGCAGACAGGCUCCAGCUGUGGGACGUGCUGGACGCCAUGAGAACAGAGCUUACAAACGAGCGGUAUUAUCUUAGUACAGACCCUAUAAACCCACGGGUAUCACUCCGUCACAUGGUGUUGUGGCGGGAAUAUUUCCUGCGAUUUGAUUGGUGGAGAGAAACGCUUGCGGAGGAUCGACAGGGACCGGUAGUGUGGGUACCGGAUCACGCCGUCCAGAAUUGUCACCUCUGCCAUGAGAGGUUUAACGCGCUGAAGUUCAAGAGAAAACACCACUGUAGAUCGUGCGGGAAUAUUUUUUGCGGGAAUUGUGCGAGUAAAAGAAUUUGUAUACCUCUGAAAAACUACACCACGCCUGUGUUGGUUUGUGAUAAGUGUUAUCAGGAGCACACGACAUCUCCAUAGUGAUCACGUGAUCUCCAUAGUGAUCACGUGAUCUCCAUAGUGACCACGUGAUCUCCAUAGUGAUCACGUGAUCAGUGAUUGAAGCCAGACAAUGAUAUUAGCUGAUCAUUGAUUGUGUAUUUUCUUACGAAUUGUUUUUGUUUAAAAAUCAGAAUUUAUUUUACAGACUGUUUAAUUUUUCUAGCUGAUUGAUUUAGUUUAGUUUGGGAAAUGUUUUGACGAUGAUAGUGUAGUUGUAAAACAUUUUGCUGAAAUGUUAAAAGUUUGUGGGUAAGAUUUACGACGAAUGAAUUGCUGCAAGUUUUACUGCAUGAUUUAGUUAUUAACUUCUGAGCAAACAUUUGAGAAAUAAAACUUCAAA
This is a messenger RNA of Bolinopsis microptera, 3337 nucleotides long. RefSeq lists its product as uncharacterized. The record is from RefSeq and is a predicted model, not a curated record. The transcript has 16 exons. NCBI's taxonomy places the organism in Eukaryota, Metazoa, Ctenophora, Tentaculata, Lobata, Bolinopsidae. Gene Ontology annotation, cellular component: membrane. Gene Ontology annotation, biological process: phosphatidylinositol dephosphorylation. Gene Ontology annotation, molecular function: metal ion binding; phosphatidylinositol-3-phosphate phosphatase activity. The coding region runs from base 19 to 2976 and encodes 985 amino acids.